Myxocyprinus asiaticus (Chinese sucker) is the source of this 3695-nucleotide messenger RNA. RefSeq names its product serine/threonine-protein kinase SBK1-like. Bases 261 to 1442 code for a protein of 393 amino acids. Gene Ontology annotation, molecular function: ATP binding; protein serine/threonine kinase activity. The record is from RefSeq and is a predicted model, not a curated record. The transcript is spliced from 4 exons. Gene Ontology annotation, biological process: peptidyl-serine phosphorylation; peptidyl-threonine phosphorylation. Lineage: Eukaryota; Metazoa; Chordata; Actinopteri; Cypriniformes; Catostomidae.
GUACAAUAGACAAGCGCAGGGUAGUGCAAUCGGCCGCCGGGGUGAGUGAGUUAUGGUGCGGCUGACCGUCUGACCGUCUGAUUAUCCGACCUGCACCGAGAGACCUGCAAAGGCGGAUAAGAGAGACUCGCCGAAAUACCAUGAGAAUCGAUUCAGAUCCUUGCGAUCCGCUGUAUUUCUGUCUAGAAACAGGUGCCCUGGUGUUUUGGACGGAUUUCAUGUAAGGCCCAGUGGUUGUCAGCAGCCUGUUCCUAUGCAAGAUGAGCUCGUCUCCUGUUGUAUACCGUGUUUCCGUCGACAUCCUGGAGGAACUGCAGCACUUUGCAUCUCAAAACCUGGAGAAGAUUGAGAUUAAUAAGUACUAUGAGGUCAUACGGGAGCUGGGCAAAGGCACCUAUGGGAAGGUGGACCUUGUCGUCCAUAAGAUCAGAGGCACCAAGAUGGCUCUGAAGUUUCUAAAGAAGAAAACAACCAAGUUGAAGAGUUUCUUAAGAGAGUACAGCAUCUCUCUUUAUCUUUCGCCAUGUCCCUUUAUAAUCAACAUGUUCGGCAUUGCGUUUGAAACGGAGGAUUAUUACGUUUUUGCACAGGAGUAUGCCCCAUCUGGUGACCUGUUUGAUAUCAUUCCACCACAGGUGGGUCUUCCAGAACCAGUGGCUAAGCGUUGUGUCCAUCAAGUGGCCAUUGCUCUGGACUACCUCCAUUCAAAAAAGCUGGUGCACCGAGACAUCAAGCCCGAGAACAUCUUAAUCUUUGACAAAGAGUGCCGCAGGGUCAAGCUUUCAGACUUUGGCAUGACACGACGAGCUGGAUCACCAGUGAAGCGCGUGAGUGGAACCAUACCCUACACGGCCCCCGAGCUCUGUGACACGUCCAAACACGAGGGCUUCUGCGUGGACUACAGCACAGAUGUCUGGGCCUUCGGAGUGCUGCUCUUCUGCAUGCUCACCGGCAACUUCCCCUGGGAGAAGGCCAUGCUGUCCGACACCUUCUAUGAGGAGUUUGUGCGCUGGCAGAGGCGACGGACAGGUACGGUGCCGUCACAGUGGCGCCGCUUCACGGAUGAAGCACUGCGCAUGUUUCGAAAGCUUCUGUGCCUGGAGCAGGAACGUCGUUGCUCCGUCAAAGAAGUGUUUGUGCAUUUUGGCCACCGUUGGAUGCUGGAUGGUCAGGGUGGUGGAAGCCACCAUCAAGCUGUGCUGAACUCGUCAUCUGAGGAGGAAGAGUUGCUGGUGGACCGUAUGAAACAGCAAACCUUGUCGCCAGUGGCCUGCACGACCAAAAGUAACGCGAUAGAGCCCGGAACAGCUGCAGCGCACCACUUCACCUCCGUGUCCACAAACAGCUCUGUGUCUUCCACGAAUAGCUACGAACGCACAGCUAGAGACAGCUCCCCUAGCAGCCGCAUCCUGGUCACAACCCCUAUAGAGAUCUGUGUUUAGAGACCGGACAAUAUACGCAAGUUAAUUCACAGCAAAAUUAACUUCAGCACACAACCAGACGCAUUCUCAAGUUGCUUAAACUUCCAAUCAUUCGCACAGGUCCUAAAAGGAGUUUGCAGAAUAAAGUUGUGCUAUCAAAUAGAUGGAAAACGAGCAAAAAAUGAUGUAAAAAAUGAAUGUAACUUGUGAGCUGUGUCUUUAUGAUUCUACAGUGUUCAGAGUUGGCUCAUAAAAUGAGACUGUGCUUUUUUGCUAACAUUCCUUACAGAAAUGUGAAGAGGAGUUGUUGUGCUGAAACACUGAAAUACUGUGCAGGUCAUACUUUCCAGUUCAUGGAUUAGCAAUGAUCCAAUAAAUGUCUACUGAAAGUAAGAUUCAUAAGCUUAAAUCCAGUAUAAACUCUAAAUAGUUUGCGGGACGAAUUAUGAGGGCUUCCCCAAAACAUCUGUAAAGCAAUAUAUGAAGCAAAAAAAGAGAGGAGAGCAAAGGAGAAUAUCUGGGAUCUACAUGAUUAUUUUGGUGUAUAAUUUAAGCAAACAUUGAAAAAUUGGGCCUAAACACAAUGAUGAGAAAAUAGAACGGAUGAUAUUUGUAUCUGUGGUAUCGUGAGUUUGUUUAUGUGUGAGUAUUUAAGAUUUAGUGUGUACAAAUUAGAUAAGUUAUUUAAGGCCUGAUUUACUAAAACAUUUGUUACAUGUAACAAAAUGAACGAUUUUCAGAAGGUUUAUUACGACAUGCUUUAACUGAUCACGUCACUUAUUGCAUGUACUCAAAACGUUUAUAAAGACUCAGACUGUUGUUUUGAAUUUACUUCAUUUAUCAAGUCUCCUAGAUUAUAUAUUUUUUCAGUUGAUUUGUAGUAGUUUACAAACAUCAUAAAGUAGUUUAAAAUGUUUUCAAAUUAAUUUGUUUUGGUACUUUGUUGACACAGCUGUGCCAAACUCUGUUUAUAUUGUUCAACAGCGCAUCAGAGCUUGUUUUCUCUCCCUUCAAACAGAUGUCAAGUACAGUAGUUAUCUACUAUUCAUGACUCACAAGAAUUUCAAAAUAAAGAGAAAAGAUAAAAAGCUAAAUGUUUAAACAUUGUUAUAGAGAUUUUUUUAUUUAUUUAUUAGCUGUGAAAUUUGUUGCAAAAACAGUUUGUUUUUGAGUUGUACUUUAUGUACUAGCCGAAGUGGUAAACAUAUCCUUUUUGAAGAUUUACAAGUUCUUUGAUGUUUUCCCCUUUUAAUAAAGUCUUAGUUACCUGUAUUUUUUCUACAUUGGUUUGAACCAAAACACAAAACAAAGACAUUGCAGAUGUGUGCAGUCACAUUCUAAUAACUGCAUGUUCAUUAAAACAAACAUCUAUUGAAAAAAAAGAAAGAGUGAUUCAAAAUAUGUAAGAGUUGUUGUAAUGUGAUGUUUGCUGUAACAAUUUUUGCAUAAUGUUCAGAGUGCAGUUGUGCUAGAUGACCUAGGGCAAAACAUCAAGCUGAAUUACUGUUGGUUAGUUUUGUGUCGUGUUUGUGUGCUGUUGUUGUUAUUGUGUUAAUUUCCCACUGAGAUAAAGAACUACCUGAAAAAGCCUGAAUGUAUGCAACCCCAUUAGAAGCAGAAUUAAGUAAUGCCUGCACCACUGCUGUCAAAUUAUGAAAGUGAUUUUAUUUUAGGUAAAGUUGAAAGAAGUCUAAAGGGAAUACUCCGGGCUUGCUGAGAAAUUGAGUUUGCCGUUGCAGUUAUUAUUGUCUUGAACGAACAAAAUGGUAGUUGUAUUGGAAUUGGUAGAUUUUGUGUUUAAAUGUGUUUUAUUUUGUGUGUACAUGUCUGCAUGAACGUUCAACAUGUACUGGAAAAAAUUAUGAGAAAAAAAGGUUAGAUAUAAUAGUAUCACCUUUACAGUAAAAGUGGGCCAUUUGUCUGUAGCAGCAUAAAUAUACUGUUCUUACAUUUUGAAGACAUUUUGUGAAACUCUGUGCAACUAUACUUGCCAUGAGAUGUCAAAUAUGAGACUUAGGGCAUUAAAUGCGGAGUCAUGUCAAGAAAGUGGCAGUGAUUUUAUCUUAUUAGCAACAAAUGUGAAGUACACACCAUAGAGGAUUUUGUGAUUAUAAAGUAAUGCACUGCUCAAGCUUUUUGGUUUUGGUGAUUUUGAUCAGCUAUCAAUGGGCUUUUAGUCAUUUCAAAACAAACUCUGAAACUCAUUUCCAAAUUCUGUCUCUGCAAUACAAGUGUCUUCCUGUAAGUUCAGAUUUAUUUAAAAAUAAAUCUUGA